UGGCAACACUGCCUAUGAAUGGUAAAAAUUGAUAUUAAAUAACAUUUCAAUCUGUGACAAAAGGUUUAUACAAAGGUUUAUAAAUAAAUAUAAGAGGGAUGGACAGUAUUGUUUCCGUUGAAGGGCAUUUUGUGGACUUAAUUGAUGACCAAUGGAGAUCUGAUAAAUUGCCUGAAGACGAUAUUGCAGUUCCAACCUAUGAAUUGGCUGAUCCCGAAGCAGACUCAGGUGACGUUCACUUAACUUUAAAGGAACAAGAGCAAAAGUGGACAGAUAUUCUAUUAAGCUCUUUAAGUGAACACCAAUAAUAUGGAACUACCACAAAUAGGCAAACAAUGCCACAAACCUAAUUGUAAACAAUUGGAUUUUCUACCAUUGCAAUGUAAAUGUUUAAAACUGUUUUGUUCAGAGCAUUUCAAUGACCAUGUAAGAUUAUGUGAGAAAAGCAGGUAUUUGAAUGAAAGUGAAUUAAAGAAAAUAACAGAGGUUUACAAAUGUACUCACCUUAAUUGUAAAGUAACUGAUGUGGUGCCUUUAAUUUGCCAAAAAUGUAACAGACAUUUUUGUGUGAAACAUCGACAUAUUGAAUGUAAAGUUGGAGAUGAAAAAACUUUACCAGAUGAAAGGAAAAGGUAUGCCAAACCUGUUCAAGAAUUUGAAAUUGCUAAAAAUGCUGUGGAUAAACAGGUCGCAGAAAACUUAAAUAAAGUAAAGAAGAAACAAAAAAAUGGACAGCUGGCCAAUCAAGUUCAACUCAUGAAAAUUAAAAAUAAAGCUACAGGUUUAAAAACUAUUCCAACUACAGAUAGAGUAUAUUUUAAUAUUCAAUUUCCAAAAUGUUUGGGUUCUAAAUUUUUCCCAGUUUUUGUAUCAAAAACAUGGACUGUUGGGAGAAUAAUCGAUGCCAUUGCAAGUUUAUGCAAAAUAGCUAAUAACAACAAUAAAGCAAGUGAGAACAAAUUGAGGCUGUUUAAAAAAGAUACUGGAGAAAUUAUAACAAGGAAUAUUGCUGAUAGUUUGGAAGUUUUAAUGAAAACUGAGGUAAUUUUGGAUGGGGAAAAUUUAAUAAUUGAAUAUGUAGAAGAUUCUUGUUUACAAUUAGAUUAUAUUUUACAAUAAAACUUUCCUAUUUGGACA
Molecule: messenger RNA, 1137 nt
Organism: Brassicogethes aeneus
Lineage: Eukaryota; Metazoa; Arthropoda; Insecta; Coleoptera; Nitidulidae
Source: the annotation of a GenBank genome assembly